GUGCCGCUCGGCAACUGCGUCGAUGUUGACGCUAAGCGGCGCCGCUCGACAUUUGCAUCAAUGGCCCUCUCGUCAAUCGACAACUACAUCAGAUGUAGAGCGGCCUUUACCUCUCGUUGCUGCUCUCCUCAUCCAUAAUAGUCACCCGUGGCACCCAGCGGCGCUGUCAUCUGGCACCACCAACGUUGUUUGCCGCUACAAAUUGGAAUGUUAAAAUAAUCUUUUUGCCUUUUGUUUUCGUAUUUUCGUUAGGAAAACCGAUGUUGUAAUGGUAAAUGGGCUUAAAUGUUUCACUUUCGUAAUUAUAGGGAUGCCAAUAUAACCUUUUAAAAUGUAGGGACGAGGAUGCUAAAGGUAGCUAACUACGUGGGGUAAUUUGUAAUGAGUCCCUGAUGCAUAAUAUCUGACCGUGCCUAUACACAUUGGAAUACAUGCUAUUUUAUUUAAUCUUUUGAUCCUUUAUUAAUUUCUUGUUGCUUGCCGCAUAAGUCGGUUCUCAAACGGUUAUGAACAUCAAAUAAUUUUGUAAUAUGAAUCGAUACCUAUUUGUUGCUUAGACAUAAUAAUAUGCAUACUUUAGUCAUCAGAUGGAACCACACAUGGGAGCAUAGCUCAUGUUUCUUGUCUAUUUUUUGCCCUUGGGAUAACUUCGUCACAUGCAUGCUGGUUCUGGCGUCUUGCUUUGAACCACAGUAAUGAAAUGUUGGACCCCUUUUCACACGUAUUUACUAAUUACACAUAGAGAAUGCAUUUAUAUAUUCAAUUUUGAGGCUAAGGGGUGCCAUCAUUAAUGGGAUUUGGAGAGGGCACUUAGGUACUAGAAGCUAUUAGGAGCUGUCACUGUAUCUUCAUGCUCUGCUCAUUACAUCGAAGCUCUUAGUUCUUUUUUGUUGCGCAUGGCUAUGGAUUUCUUCAUCCAUAGACGUGAUUUUAUAUUUUGCUGUGCCUUUUUUCUCAUUUUCAUUUCUUCGCAAUGAGAUGGUAGAUAUGUGCCUUGGCAGUCAUAAUAAACUGUGGUUUCAUUUUUACAUUGUUGAAACAUUAGUCAUUUUGGUAUUCAAAAUAAUUUUAUCUGACAUUUCAAAUUUCCUAUGACAUGAAUUAUCUUGUUUUGUUCUUGAACAUUGGUACAGUUGUUGUAGUAGAAAUAUAGCUCUGAGUAAAACUUGAACAAAACAAAAUUAGGCAAGGCAUUUCUAGGAAACUAUCUUCGAGAUAGAUAAUUUUCCCACUACAAUGCAGAUGGCUUCACAGAAAUUCUAUCUCUAAGGAUACAAUGCCUAUUACCUGAAAUAAUCAAGAUUGCACUUCUUGAUUACUUGAAGAAUCAAAACUCAACUAGAAAAUAAACAGAACGGUAGAAUUCAGUGCUUUGUUUGCACUAGAAUUUUCUUAUUGCUUUACUCUUCAAUAUAGCGGAGUUUAUUUAGACAUUGAAAGGAUGCUAAAACAUCCUUUCAGUUAUCCUAAGAGUUAUGACUUUUUGAACCAUUACAGCACAAUAAAUGCGUUUUAAAACUGCAAGUAGUUUCCAUAACUGUUCCUGACAUUUCUUUCCCCUUGUUUUUAGUAAAUCCUUAUAUAUAUCAAUCCCUGACUAAUUUACAUACGAUAAAAAUAUAAAUCAUAAAAUUACAAAUCGAAAUCUGUAGUAGGCAUAAGGGUAAAAUCUGCGAUGUAUAUAGUGCAUAUCCAUAAGUGGACUAACCUUAAACUUUGGACUAAAUAUAAGGAACCAUAUUCACAAAAUAUACGAAUUUGGAAUUCUAAAUUUGGCAAACCUUUUUUGGACUUUGCUCUGAAUCCUGACUUACCCAGUACUUGUUGGAUCGUACUGGUAUGAUCCGUAAGAAGCAGCCUCUUACUUCUCUAUUGGCAAAGUUAGACUCAUUAAGAGUGUCCACAAUCAUUGUAACUUAUACUGGAGGUCAUAAAAAAUAAUUUUGGCUAAUAUUUAUCUAAAUUCGCUUAACUUGAUCGUUAUCUAGAUACUGUGGUCAAACAUGGUGCUCAGUCUUAUAAAUUUUCUUAUAUUAAAACAUUUCCAAAGAUGUGUAUUUAGUGGCAAGUGACAAUUAAUUUCCAGCCCUCGGAUAUGAGUUGGUUUAGAACUGACCUAAUAAUAUAAAUUUUAUCAAUCUCAAAUGUUCAAUGUUGCAAAAAUGCAUGCAUAUCGUGUAUGCAUGCGCAUUUACUUUAAAGAAAUAAGAAGUUGCAGAAUGCAAGUUAAAUACUGUUGUUAAGCUAGACAGCAAAAGUGCUGCUUUUAGAUAGAGCAAAGAGAACUGGGGAAGUCCUAAAAAAAUAAAACGCAUGGAAAAGAUAGAACAAGAGAUAGCAGAGCCAAUAAUUGGGUCACUGGUCAAAGAAAACUAUACUUAUUUGUUAAUAGAAUCAUACACUAGCCUGACUAUUCCUCAUGUGAAGCAUUAUAAUACAAAAUACAUCUCAGUAGUACUAAUCUUACCAGGUUUCCCAAAAGAAGCUCUCUCAACAGCAACUGCUUAUUUUGAUGAAGUGUUUGGUUCAUCAAGCCUCUUAGUUUUCUUAUACUGUCCACUGCUUUGUCUUUACAGGCCAUACCGGAAAAUUUCAACACAAAACCCCAAAUGCUCCAAAGGACCUGACUCACACUAAGGGAUAUAGGACGCUUGGUAGUGUCUAAACCCACCAACUACAAUAGAAAAAUAAGUGGAAUUUAGUGUCAGUGCGCAGGUGUUAUUUGAAGCCAUUAUUUCAGUGGUGGAGAAUUGCUUGGAUGUGAGCAUGAGAAUGGGUAACUAAUCAUAGGUACUCUUUGUCAACUCGCAAACACCAUUCAGAGACUUAUCUCUGAAAGAAAUGGCUGAUUGGAACUGAAUGCAUGUGGAUUAACAUGAGUGGUGGAGGAAUGUUGUCUGAGACAGAUGAUUAGUUGAAAGUUUUCAACAUCCUUGAUUUGAGGCAGAGGAGGAAUUUGGAUUGGAGAGGGCCGAAAUAAGACUACUUUUCUUGUAUUUUUCUGCAAACAGUACGUGAUACUGCCUCAAAAGACAAUGUUUUUGGUGCAGAAGAGGCUUUUUUGCCUUCUCUCGUGUAACAAGCCCACCAUCCAUCUUUCCUCCUAUCAACUCUGCAGUCUCUUUAGCUUUUCCACUCCCGAAGACCACAGUUCAAAUCAUAGAUCCAAAUUUAUGUUGGUCGAACCCCUUCAGUCAUGUGAACUUUCCUCAAAAGAGGCUGCAAAAAUGGCCGAGGGUCGCAUCUGUGAAAAAAAACUUCCAAGUUCAAGUCCUUCCAUUGAGUUCUUUAAGCAGAGCGGUUGGAGUGAUGCACAAGUUAUGAAGCUUACCAAGAGGUCACCCCAGUUGCUGCAUGCUAAUGUAGAGACUGCCCUGAAGCCCAGGAUGAGAUCUUUGCAGGACAUGGGAUUUUCUGACACUGAAAUAGUUCAGCUGGUUUCAUUAUGUCCUCAUGCGCUCCUAUUUCGUGACAUCAAACCGAGGAUCAACUUCUGGAGGUCACUAUUAGGUUCGAAUGAGAGGCUUCUGAAAGCCUGCAAGAGGAACAUGUUUAUUCUUAGUUAUAGCUUGGCUCGGACGAUAGAACCCAAUAUAUCUCUCUUGAGGGAACAUGGCAUCAGUGACAAGCGUAUCAUGCAUAUGGUGGCGACAUUGCCAGGCUGUUUUGGUCGACUAGACAAAUUAAAGGAGGUUAUCAAAUAUAUUGAGGAAUUGGGUGUCCCACGUGACUCUGGAGUAUAUAUGUGUGCACUUCGUGUAGUCAUGAGCGUGAACAAAUCUAGUUUUGAUGCUAUCAGUGCGACUCUGAUGAGCUUUGGGUGUUCCCAGCCUGACAUCGUUGCUGCAUUCAGGAAGUGCCCAUACAUUUGGGCACUCUCAAAGAAGACCAUAUGUGACAAGAUGACAUUCCUGAUGAAGGAAGCUGGUUUUGAGCUGACAUCUGUCAUUCGUCGUCCCGUGAUUCUUACACUCAGUUUGGAUAAGAGGCUGAGACCUCGAUAUGAGGUUAUGAAUUUUCUUAAGCAGAAUAAAUUGCUGGAUGAAGGACAUAGUCUACUAUCCUUCAUACUACUAUCUGAGGAGAAGUUCAGAAAGAAAUAUCUUUUCCGGCACAAGGAGAAAUUUACUUCUCUCUAUGAUUCCUAUGUUGCCGCUGUGCAGGGAAUGCCACACGUUGUUACUUGAAAUUUAAAUUUUAAUUUAAAAUGAUCAAGUUCAUACUGACUGCACUAUUUAAUCAUCUCAAAUUUUGUGACAUUAUAAAUUCUCCAGGAGUUUCUUGUUGUAGAACA
Musa acuminata subsp. malaccensis (wild Malaysian banana) is the source of this 4294-nucleotide messenger RNA. The record is from RefSeq and is a predicted model, not a curated record. Lineage: Eukaryota; Viridiplantae; Streptophyta; Magnoliopsida; Zingiberales; Musaceae.